CUAGGUUAUGCGUAUUUAUGCGCGAGGUACGCAAGCGCAGGUAGCAAGAAGUAUCGUUUGAACUUUUGAAAUUUGAAACCUUAGAAACUAUUUUAAUAAGUCGUCGCAGUCAAGUUUUUGAAAUGUUAAAGGUUACACUUUGCAGGUAAUUUCAGAAAAGUGACCUUUCAAUUUAGUACCUGCAAUUGAAAUUAUGCUAGAGUCAAACAUAGUAAGAUAUUACUAAAGAGGCUUGUAUUUGUAUCAUUUUAAACUAAAAAUUAGAGUGCAAUGGAAUCCAGUUCAGAUCAAUUCACCUCAGUUUAUCGACAUGAUUUCAUACCUAUUGAUCGCGGUUUUCAACUGCCGGCCAAGCCUGAUUAUGACCGUACGUAUACAAUUAGAGAAGAUGCUCCGUUUGUUAGUACUACCGGUACUUCUUCAAUGUCAUCAUCAGAAUCGGUCGAUUUGGCAAAUGAAUAUCUUGAAAAUACUUUUAAGCAUGAACAACCAAAAUUAUACAAGAAGUACUUCAAAAAUGUAUCAUCAUUAAAUAAAGACAUAAUUGAAGCGGAGUUAGUCCAAGACACAGUUUACGUAAACGAUUACUGCCGACAUAUGAAAGGGCCAGUCGAGGACAAAUUUGACAUUGAACUUGAAUCGCCUGAAGCCAUCGAAUCCACCAUGCGAGAUCAUUACAGACAGCCAUCAAAACUCGGAAAACUAUCGCAUCAUUUAGUCCGGGCACCGCAAUCAACCCUAACAAGGAACCAAAAUGUCGUCACAUCUGUCUCGAAAUUAGCCAACACAUCCGAAUAUCAAAGAUUGAUUGGAUCCACUGGUAAAUUCAUAAUGGAUAAUGAGAUGUAUGGAAAAAUGAUUUAUCCUUCAUAAAACACUUAAACAUUUUCAAUAACAUGAAUAUUAACAACAAGAAUAUUAGGAAUAUAAAUAUACAAAAAGAAUGUUAUGAA
Messenger RNA from Dalotia coriaria, 953 nucleotides. RefSeq lists its product as uncharacterized. The coding region runs from base 271 to 873 and encodes 200 amino acids. The record is from RefSeq and is a predicted model, not a curated record. The transcript has 2 exons. Lineage: Eukaryota; Metazoa; Arthropoda; Insecta; Coleoptera; Staphylinidae.